AUGUCAAUUGAUCCAUUUGAGCUGCCAGGUUACGCAUGUUCGCUUGUGUCUCCUGAUGAAAUUUUAUUGUCUCCUGAUGAAGAUUCAUUGUCAUCUGAUGAAGAUUCAUUGUCUCCUGUUGAAGUUGAUUUGCCUCCUGUUGAAGUAGAUAUGUGUGAACUGCAAUAUAAUCCUGAGAUAGAGAAGACUGCUCGUGCAUUGAGAAAAGCAACAAGAGAACGAGCAGAGGCAUCCUCCUCAUCUACUGGACAUAAUUCAGUAGUAGAUUUUAUGGAUUCAUUUAGUGAGACGGAAGAGAUAAAUAGCACCAUGGCUAAUGAACGGACAUUGAGAGAAUUGGCUGCACCAGAUUUAAAUCAACAGCCUCUUUGCAUUACUUAUCCUAGAUUAGAGGUUGCAUUUGAGUUAAAAUCUGGACUAAUCCAUUUACUUCCUUCUUUUCAUGGCUUACCAGGUGAAGAUCCCCACAAGCAUCUCAAAGAAUUCCAUGUGGUUUGCUCGACAAUGAAACCCCAGGGAGUCACAGAGGAGCAAAUUAAAUUAAGAGCCUUUCCAUUUUCCUUAGCCGAUAAAGCUAAGAAUUGGCUCUAUUAUUUGCCCUCUGGGUCAAUAUCCACAUGGACAGACAUGAAGAAGCAUUUCCUAGAAAAAUUCUUUCCUGCAUCCCGAGCUGCAAGCAUUAGGAAAGACAUCUGUGGAAUUCGACAAUUCAAUGGAGAGACUCUACAUGAAUAUUGGGAAAGAUUCAAGCAACUAUGUGCUAGUUGUCCUCAUCAUCAAAUUCCUGACCAACUCCUCAUCCAGUAUUUUUAUGAGGGUCUGUCCCAAACUGACAGAAGAAUUAUUGAUGCUGCCAGUGGGGGCUCCUUAGUGAAUAAAACACCCACGGAGGCAAGAAAUUUGAUAUCGAGUAUGGCUGCAAAUGCUCAACAAUUUGGAGACAGGCAGGAUAACACAACUCGUAGAGUCAAUGAGGUAAGUAAUUCUUCAAUAGAGCAAAGAUUAGAUUGUCUAACUUCUUUGGUUGAAAAGUUAGCUAUAGGACAAAUGCAGCAAUUGAAAACAUGUGGAAUCUGCUAUGGUUCGAGUCAUCCAACAGAUAUGUGCCCCACACUCCAAGAUGAUUCGACUGAGCAGGCUAAUGUAGUUGGAUUUCGGGACCACCUCAGAGGCGGUAUGAUCCCUAUGCAAACACCUAUAAUCCAGGAUGGAGGGAUCAUCCUAAUUUUAGUUAUGCAGCAAGGCCACCAGGAUUUCCACAACAGCCACAAUAUCAACCUAGACCUCAACUUUCACAGCAACAACCUGCUCCUAAAUCAGUUAGCUUCCACAGUCAAUAGAUUGGAGUCCCAAUUAUCUGGAAAGCUACCCUCACAGACAAUUGUCAACCCCAAGCAAAAUGCCAUUGCCAUCACAUUAAGAAGUGGCAAAGAGUUGCCUGAGCCGAGCAAGAGAAUUUCUGAACAAGCAAUCGAGGAAGAGCUCGAAAAAGAGGGGAAUCCUCCAUUUCCUAGUCGACUGGCAAAGUCCAAAAAGCAAGAGCAAGAACAGGAGAUUUUGGACACUUUUCGAAAAGUUGAGGUAAAUAUCCCUCUUUUAGAUGCAAUUAAGCAAAUUCCUAGAUAUGCUAAAUUUUUGAAGGAGUUAUGCACUGGUAAGAAAAAGUUGAAAGGAAACGAGAAAGUGCAUAUGGGAGAAAAUGUCUCGGCAGUUCUGCAGAAAAAAUUGCCUCCUAAAUGCAAGGACCCGGGUAUGUUUACUGUCCCUUGUAAAAUAGGCAAUAUUAAAAUUGAAAAAGCUAUGUUGGAUUUGGGUGCUUCGAUAAAUGUUAUGCCUCGUUCUAUUUAUAAUUUGAUGAACUUUGGGCCUUUAAAAGAGACGGGCGUAAUAAUUCAACUGGCUGAUCGAUCAAAUGCCUAUCCUGAUGGAGUUUUGGAGGAUAUUUUAGUGCAAAUUGAUAAUUUGAUUUUUCCUGCAGAUUUUUAUGUGCUUGAUAUGGAGGAUGAUAAUUCUAAUUCAUCUCCAAUACUGUUAGGGAGACCAUUUUUGAAAACUGCUAGAACAAAAAUUGAUGUUUUCACUGGCACAUUGACUAUGGAAUUUGAUGGUGAUGUUAUUAAAUUUAGUAUUUAUGAUGCCAUGAAAUAUCCUGGUGAAUCUCAUUCAAUUUUUGUUAUAGAUGUAAUUGAUUCUUUGGCGCAGCAAAAUUUUGAAUUUAAUAAUGACGAUGCGUUGAAGUUUGUUUUUCCUUUUGAAUUGCAGGAAGUUAUUUUUGAAUUGAAUUCUCUUUGUCCAGAAUUUUCCAAUGUGUCUUACUUGGAAUUACCUUUGUCUCAUUCACAGCUUUUGCCAUCUAUUGUGCAAGCCCCGAAGGUGGAAUUAAAGCAGUUACCGGAUAAUUUAAAGUAUGCAUUCUUGGGAGAUGGAGAUACACUCCCAGUAAUAAUUUCCAGUAAAUUGACUGCUUUAGAGGAAGAAAAACUAAUUCGGGUGUUGAAGGACCACAAGGAGGCAAUAGGAUGGACAGUGGCUGACAUAAAAGGAUUAAGUCCAGCCACUUGCAUGCAUCGCAUCUUGUUAGAAGAUGGUGCUAAGCCUUCGAGAGAGGCUCAACGGAGAUUGAACCCACCAAUGAUGGAGGUAGUGAAGAAAGAAGUUUUAAAACUUCUUGACACAGGUAUAAUCUAUCCCAUUUCGGAUAGUAAGUGGGUAAGUCCUGUUCAAGUAGUUCCUAAAAAGACAGGAAUUACUGUUAUUGAAAAUCCUAAAGGUGAGUUAGUGCCCACUCGAGUUCAAAAUGGGUGGAGAGUAGAUAAGGCUAAGGUAGAAAUUAUCAAAUGUUUACCUUACCCCGCAAGUGUGCGGGAAGUUCGCUCUUUUCUUGGCCAUGCAGGUUUUUAUAGGCGUUUCAUCAAAGAUUUUUCAAAGAUAUCCCAUCCUCUAUGCAAAUUACUUCAAAAGGAUGUGGUAUUUCAUUUUGAUGAUAAUUGCAAGAGUGCAUUUGACACGCUCAAGGGAUCAUUGACUUCAGCACCAGUGGUUCGACCACCAAACUGGAGUCUUCCUUUCAAGAUAAUGUGUGAUGCCAGCAAUUUUGCUGUUGGUGCAGUACUCGGCCAGAAAGAGGGCAGAGCUUCUUAUGUCAUUUAUUAUGCCUCGAGGACCUUGGAUGGUGCCCAAUGCAAUUAUUCGACUACGGAAAAGGAGCUUUUAGCUAUUGUUUUUGCUUUAGAAAAAUUCCGUUCUUAUUUACUUGGCACUAAAGUCAUUAUUUAUUCUGACCAAGCAGCUUUGAAAUAUUUGCUCAACAAGAAAGAGGCCAAACCACGACUUAUAAGGUGGAUUCUCCUACUCCAAGAAUUUGAUCUGGAAAUUAAAGACAAAAGGGGUGCUGAAAAUAUGGUUGCUGAUCACCUCAGUCGUUUGAUCAAUAGUGAAGGACCUGCUCCCUUGAAAGAUAAUUUUCCAGAUGAGCAUCUUUUUGUAGUUCAAAAGACAACUCCCUGGUAUGCUGAUUUAGUGAAUUAUCUUGUUACUAGAACGCUACCUAAUGAUUUGUCUAGAGCUCAAAAGGAAAAAAUUAAAAGUGAUGUUAAAUAUUAUGUGUGGGAUGAACCAUACUUUUGGAAAUAUUGUUCUGACCAAAUUAUUCGCAGGUGUGUGUCUGAAGAAGAGGUUCCAUCAAUUUUAUCUUUUUGUCACUCAUAUGCGUGUGGUGGACAUUUUGGCCCUAAGCGAACUGCAAGAAAGGUUUUAGAGUGUGGUUUAUUUUGGCCAACUUUGUUUAGUGAUGCAUACUUAUUUUGUAAAUCAUGUGCAAAUUGUCAAAAGACAGGUAAUUUAAGCCAUAGAGAUCAAAUGCCUCUUACUCCUAUACUGGUUUGUGAAAUUUUCGAUGUAUGGGGUAUAGAUUUUAUGGGUCCAUUUCCUUCCUCUUUUGGUAAUAUGUAUAUAUUACUUGCAGUUGAUUAUGUCUCAAAGUGGAUAGAGGCUAAGGCAACUAGGACUGACAAUGCUAAGGUUGUAGUUGAUUUUAUUAAAUCUCAUAUUUUUGUCAGGUAUGGCACGCCAAGAGCAAUUAUCAGUGACCGAGGGACACACUUCUGCAAUCGAGUAAUGGAAGCAUUGUUGAAGAAAUAUGGCGUCACUCACCGGGUUUCUACGUCCUAUCAUCCGCAGACUAGUGGUCAAGCAGAAAUCUCCAAUAAAAAAAUCAAAUCGAUACUUGAAAAGACGGUGAAUCCCAAUAAAAAGGAUUGGAGUUUGCGCUUAGAUGAUGCACUUUGGGCUUACCGUACAGCUUUUAAGACCCCCAUAGGUAUGUCUCCUUACCGAUUAAUUUUUGGCAAACCUUGUCAUCUACCUGUGGAAUUGGAACAUAGGGCAUAUUGGGCAGUUAAAAAUUACAAUAUGCGGAUGGAUGAAGCUGGAGAACACAGGAAGUUGCAAUUGCAAGAGUUGGAGGAAAUCCGAAAUGAUGCAUAUGAGAGUUCUAGCAUUUACAAGGAAAAGACAAAAGCAUUUCAUGAUAAAACAAUUUCGAGGAAAAUUUUUUGUAUUGGUCAAAAAGUACUUCUUUUUCACUCUAGACUUAAACUUUUUCCUGGUAAAUUGCGUUCUCGUUGGAUUGGACCUUUUAUUGUGACUAAUGUGUUUCCUCAUGGUGCAGUACAAAUUCAAAGUCUUCACACUGACAAGAUUUUUAAGGUUAAUGGUCAUCGUCUCAAACCUUUUUAUGAAGGAUUUGAAGUUAAUAAUGUUGAGGAGGUAGGAUCAAAUAAAGCAGCAGCUGUUGGCCCUCGCCGAGAUCAGCAGCGAACCUUCAACCAUCAGCAGAAUCUCCGAGCAGUCGGUCCUCGUACGGAGCAGAUCCAACAGAUGGAUCGACGUUUGUCCCGCAUGGGUUACGCAUGCUCGCUUGUGUCUCCUGAUGAAAAUUUAUUGUCUCCUGAUGAAGAUUCAUUGUCAUCUGAUGAAGAUUCAUUGUCUCCUGUUGAAGUUGAUGUGCCUCCUGUUGAACCUGAUGUGUCCAGGGGGUUGUGGUACGUCCAGAGCUUCCCCAUGAGAGUAUUCAAAUGGUCGCCAGCUUUUCAUGUUGAUCGUGAGCCUUCGGUGGUUCCGGUGUGGUUCCAAUUGCCCAAGUUGCCUCUUCAUUUUUUCCAUAAGGAAGCUUUGUUCCAAAUCGCAGGCUUGGUGGGCGUUCCUUUGCUGGUCGACGCCGCUACCAUGGCUGUCUCGCGACCGAAUGUGGCUAGGGUCUGCGUGGAGGUGGACCUGCUGAAGCCUUUACCUCCUCGGGUUUGGAUUGGGAAUGGUGGUCAUGAAGGGUUUUGGCAAGAGCUGCGGCCAGAAAAUUUGCCUAGCUAUUGUCUACACUGCUAUCGACAGGGUCAUCGGGUGGAUGCAUGUCACGUUUUACAGCCAGCCUUGAGGCCUGCAAAGAGGGUGCGGGAUGCUCCUUCGGUCCAGGCUUUUGGGGAAGCAGAGGAUAAGGCAGCAACGCAGGAGGCUCCUGGUGGGGGGAAGCUAGAUCCUGGUGCGGCUGGGCUAACGGCAGGGUCUCCUGUCGCAAAGGGAACGUCCCUUGUCCUGCUGGGUGGGGCGUCUUCAUCGUAUGCUGAGGUUGGGCAGGGUGAUGCCCAGGUCAAGUCUCCUCCUGGGGGGUGUCCCCGCGACAAGAGUUUUACGGCUGCGGCAGAGGAGGUUGUCGAGCCGACAAGACAGCAGGAACCCAUGUCUCUCCAGGACGCUGCGCGGCUUGUGUCUUCCCCAUUGCCUCUUGCUGCGCUUAGCCAGCAACGAGGUGAGGGAGCAGGGAUGGCAGGUCUCCAAGGAGAGCUGGAGUCGCUAGUCGACGGUGCAAUGCAGACCGCGGUUGCAGCAGAGCUGGAGCGAAUUGCAGAGCUGGUGGUUACCGAACAAAGCAGUGAGGAGGGGGGCGAUGGGCUUCGGACUGAAGUGGUGAUUGUGGAGGGGGAGGGGGAUGAUGCUGUAGGCCGAGUUGUGCAGGAUGGGGGUGAUGUUGUGGAUAACCAGGAGGUGGUGCCUGUUGCUGGUCUCUCGGCUCAGCUACAUGGGACGUUAGAGGUUGUGCUGGAGGUGGAGCAGGGGCUGGUGCGUGGUGAGGAAGUGCAGGAAGGGUAUGUGUCUGACGAACCUGAUGUUCAGGGCUGCACGGCAGCAGGGAAUUUGUCUCCAAGAGGAAUAGGAGUGGCAGCUGAACGGCUUCACGUGGCCCAGCUAGUGGAGCACCCCUGUCAAGUAGUUGAUGAUAAUUUUCAGACGGCCAAGACUAGAGCUAAAGGGCUGCGGGCCAAAUUUCCUUCGGAUAGGGAGCUUCGCUCUACGUUUCGUAUUAGAUUAGGUUUUGAUUGUGUUCGAACUCAUUCGUCGGGGUUGUUGUGGGUGUUUUUUAAUUUACCUUUUGUGGGUUUUGUGACGACUGAGGGGGAUCAAUUUUUAUCACUGGAAAUUAGUCAUCCUCAAUUGUCAGCUCCACUUACUGUUACUGCUGUUCAUGCUGCAUCUACGGGAGAGGAAAGGAGGGUUCUUUGGGACGGGGUGUUGCAUUGUCAGCCGCAUCAGAGGCCUUGGAUUGUUGUUGGAGAUUUCAAUGUGGUCGUUGAACCGUGGGAAAAAAGAGGUGGGCGGCCUUUUAGGGUGGCGGAGGCUAGAGAUUUUGUUGAUUUUAUGGCCUAUGCGGGUUUGUUUGAUGGGGGUUUCUCAGGGUCGAACUUUACUUGGUGCAAUAACCGUCACGGUAGAGCGCGAAUUUGGAAGCGGUUGGAUCGUGUCUUACUGAAUGAGGCAUGCAUGGAUUUACAUGUUUCUGUCACAGUUGAUCAUUUGGCGCGGCACCCUUCGGAUCAUGCCCCGUUGCUCAUGGCGGUAUCUACUCGGUUGGAUAGCAAACCUCGGUGUUUUAGGUUCAUUAACGCCUGGGCUGCCCAUAAGGAGUUCUUGGGGGUGGUGAAGCAGUCUUGGGAGCAGGAGUGUGAGGGACCUCCGUUGCACGUCCUUUGUUCAAAGUUACAACGUGUAAAAAGGAGUAUUCAAGCGUGGAAUAGGGACAAAGUUGGGAAUUUUUCUGACAAUGUUAGGAAGGCAGAGGCGGAAGUGGCUCGAUUGGACCAAUGUAUGGUAGGCGGGGGUUCUGAGAACGAUCAACUGCAGUUACACCAGGCCCAGGCUCGGCUUAGUCGUGCGCUGGCCAUGGAGGAGGCCCUAUGGAAGCAGAGGUCUAGAGUCAAAUGGUUGCAGUUGGGGGAUAGGAACACCAGCUUUUUCCACGCGGUGGUGAAGCAACGGCGCAUGCAAGCAGUGAUUCAUGGGGUCCAGGAUGCCAAUCAAGAGUGGGUGACUGAGGACGCGCGUAUCGGGGCUGAAGCAAUUAAGUACUUCUCGUCUCUUUUUUCGAUGGAAGAGGCUCCAGCAAGUUCAGAGGUACUUGGGGUCAUCCCAAAGUUGUUGUCGGAGGAUGACAAUGAGCAGUUGCAGAAUAUGCCAUCCUUUGAGGAAGUGCGGGACGUGGUUUUUGCGAUGGACGGGGAUAGUGCCGCCGGGCCGGAUGGGUUCACUGGGAAAUUCUUUACCUCUUCCUGGGAUAUUAUUGGCAGAGAUGUGUAUAGGGCGGUGCUAAGCUUUUUCUGUGGUGAGGAGCUUCCACGACGGGUUACUGCUACCUCCAUAAUUCUUUUGGCCAAGGUAGCACGGCCGAAGAGUUUUUCUGAGUUUCGACCGAUCAGUUUGUGUAACUUUAUGAACAAGAUUUUGUCGAAGAUUCUAGCAGCUCGACUUGCGCCUAUCCUUCCCAAGAUCAUUUCUACGAAUCAAAGUGGUUUCGUUCGGGGACGGUUAAUUUCGGAUAAUUAUCUGCUAGCUCAGGAACUAUUGUCUAAUAUGGGUAGCAAGGUACGGGGAGGGAAUGUGGCAUUGAAGUUAGACAUGAUGAAAGCUUAUGACCGGGUAGUAUGGCCUUUUUUGAUCAAUGUGCUUAGGGCUUUUGGGUUUGGAGAGCAGUGGAUUGAUAUGGUUUGGCGGCUCAUUUCGAAUGUCUGGUUUUCAGUGGUUGUCAAUGGGGCGCUGUUUGGCUUCUUUAAGUCAAGUCAGCCCGGGGGUUACGCCAAGGGGAUCCGCUCUCCCCUGCUUUGUUUAUCAUUGGAGCCGAGGUGUUGUCGAGGUCGCUGA
Coffea eugenioides is the source of this 8187-nucleotide messenger RNA. RefSeq lists its product as uncharacterized. Gene Ontology annotation, molecular function: nucleic acid binding; catalytic activity. Gene Ontology annotation, biological process: DNA integration. Bases 1 to 8187 code for a protein of 2728 amino acids. The transcript is spliced from 10 exons. NCBI's taxonomy places the organism in Eukaryota, Viridiplantae, Streptophyta, Magnoliopsida, Gentianales, Rubiaceae. The record is from RefSeq and is a predicted model, not a curated record.